AUGGAGGGCUCUACAGAUGCUCACAGUGGGACCCACGAAAUAGGGAUCGUUCGUGCAGCCAGUAGUGACUACGAUCCCAAGAGACAGCUCUUCGCAGACGAUGCGCUAAAGAAGGAGUGGGCAAGUUUUUACGAUCUGAUCCCCAGCUCCGACGCGCCCUUCCUCCAUGCGACGGAUGGAAGGAGACCACUGAGCUUAAAGGAGCUCAAGGAGUUCGUCACCAGCGAUCAGGUCGAAGUUCUAGGGCUUGGUCGCGAGGACAGACUGUGUACAGCCAUACCCAAUGGCCCCGAAGCAGCCGUGUGCUUCUUCGCUUUUGCUUUGCGAUGUACUUUUGCGCCUCUCAACAUUGGUCUCAGCCGAGACGAGUUUGAGUUCGAAUUCACCGACCUUCCAGCCAAGGCGCUGGUGGUACAGGCCAAGGACGGUCUCAGCGAAGAGGACCAGAAGAAUACAGGCAACGCCGUAAGCGUUGCUCGGAAGUGCAAGGUAGAGAAAUUGCUAGAGCUGACACCUUCGAAGGAAGUGGCCGGCUUGUUCCAGCUGGGCAAGCAUGCAGCUGGAAAGCCCUUGAAGGGUGAUGCACUUGGCAACCCAGUAGCAUCCGUGAAGCGUGAUAGCCUUGCUUUGGUUCUGCAUACCUCGGGAACUACGAAAAAGCCGAAAAUCGUGCCGCUGACGCACGCGAACAUUGCCAGUGGUGCAAUGUGCAUAGCCUCGACAGUUGAGCUCAAGCAUGAGCAUAUCUGCCUGAACACAAUGCCGCUUUUCCACAUUCACGGAUUAAUUGUUAACGUCUUGGCUUCGGCGAUCGCAGGAUCUCAGGUGGUCUGCCUGCCUGGUGUCUUCCAGGUACAAAACUUUCAUGCAGCCCUGAUCUCUCAACCGGAGCCGAAUUGGUAUUCUGCUGUUCCCACCAUGCAUCUGCAGAUUCUUCAGUUUGCAGAGGAAGUCGCGAAAGAGAAGGGUAAGGCACCGGAGAACAAGCUCCAGCUCAUCCGAAACUGUUCUGCCGCCUUGGUCCCGACUGUAGCCGCUGCGAUGGAGGAAGUGUUGAAGGUUCAUGUGAUGCCCACGUAUGCCAUGACAGAGUCCAUGCCCAUUGCCUCCAACCCCCGAUGUGGGAAGCGCAAACUUCGCUCGGUCGGGAUGAAGGCCGGACCCAACAUGGGCAUCAUGAAUGGGCACCCUGACGCCACGUUCCUCAACGUCGGUGAAGAGGGAGAGGUCGUUGUGAAAGGUGGUCCUGUCACAAGCGGAUAUGAGUUCAGGGAGCAUAUGGAUGCGAAUCCCAACAUUGAAGCCUUCAGUGAAGGAUGGCUAAGGACAGGCGACAAAGGUUGGCUUGAUGCUGACGGUUACCUGUAUUUGAGUGGACGCUUCAAGGAGAUCAUCAACAGAGCUGGGGAGAAGAUUUCGCCUUUCGAGGUGGAAGAUGCAAUGCGUGCCAACGAUGCGUUUAAAGACUGCAUCGCCUUCGCUGUCCCGCACAAGUCCUUGGGGGAAGUUGUAGGCAUCGCUGCGGUUUUGAAGGAUGGGAAGUCGUUGACCAUCAAAGAGCUUAGAAGCUGGUGCAACAAAAGUGAUAAGCUACAAGCGAAAUGGAUUCCAGAAAUGCUGGUGACGAUGCCGACCAUUCCUAAAGGUCCGACAGGGAAGCCUGCGAGGAUAAACUUGGCCAAGAAGUUGGACUUAGAUCCCCUUGAAGGUGUGCCGAAGGACUUGGAUCAUCCAGGAAUUUCCGGAUAG
Molecule: messenger RNA, 1749 nt
Organism: Symbiodinium sp. CCMP2456
Lineage: Eukaryota; Dinophyceae; Suessiales; Symbiodiniaceae
Source: the annotation of a GenBank genome assembly